This is a messenger RNA of Myxocyprinus asiaticus (Chinese sucker), 4642 nucleotides long. Its product is annotated as lamina-associated polypeptide 2, isoforms beta/delta/epsilon/gamma-like. NCBI's taxonomy places the organism in Eukaryota, Metazoa, Chordata, Actinopteri, Cypriniformes, Catostomidae. Gene Ontology annotation, molecular function: DNA binding. The transcript has 6 exons. The coding region runs from base 938 to 2020 and encodes 360 amino acids. The record is from RefSeq and is a predicted model, not a curated record.
AGAUGAUGGAUAAAUGAUGGAAGGAUGAUGGAUAGCUAGAUGAUGAUGGAUGGAUGAUGGAUAGACAGACAGCUGAUGGAGGGAUAAAUAGAUGAUGAUGGAUGAAUAGAUAGAUAGAUGAUGGAUAGCUAGAUAAUGACUGGAAUUAUACACAUUAUUCAACUAAACAAAAACACCCAUCUAAACCUACUGAAUAUAUAAUGUAUUUUGUGAUAAUAUACAACCCAGACAAAACUCUAUAUUUCACUUUAAUUUCUCUAAUCCACUGAAAUAUAAUGCCCUUUAUCACAAUGUUUUUCUUUUCUUUUUUCUCAGACUUUAACACAAAGAACGACUGACUGUAAAGAAAUUCGCUCAAACUCAAGUGUGUUUGCUGGUGUUGCAGACUAACACCACAUGCAGCAGCUGCUGCUCCAUGUCGAGCUCUUUGUUUUGGACCAACGUCUGUCACUCUUCCUCAUCGACCAAUGGAAGAACGCGUUACUGAAUGCAGUCAGACAAUGAGCGUCGAGUUUUAUGACACUGUGCCUGUUCCGACGCGCGCGCACCGAGCCGUCGAGCUAUUUCUACUUUUAUCCGCCUUGUUAAACCGCUUAAAUCCAUAUUUUAGCAUCGGUUUUUUUUUUUUACUAAAUAAAAAAAUAUAGAUAUACAGUCUUCCAAAAAAAAAAAACAAAAAAAAACAUAUUUGCACGAAAUAAAUAGCUGUGUUUGUCGUAUAUUCACACGAGGACAUUCAAACGAAAGCGCGAGCCGGUUUGACGGUGUCAACAGCGCGAGACAGAGUUGCACGCUUUUAUUACGGAUUUAUUAUAUUUUAUAAACUUGCAAAAUACUUUAAUUCGAUUCUAAAAAAUUGCACUUGUAAUAAGGAAAUAAUUGCACUCGCAUUUUGUAGGUAAAAGUCCGUGUUUUCUAUUGCACUCCGGUAUAAAUCAUGGCGCAAUUUCUCGAGGAUCCGGCGUCGCUCACUAAAGAGAAACUGAAGAGUGAGUUAAUGGCCAAUAAGGUUCCUCUGCCCAGCGCUGACAGCAAGAAAGACGUGUAUGUUCAGCUGUAUCUGAAGAACCUGACCGUGCUCAACAAGAAGAACCCUCCUGCGGACACUUUCUCCAGUGAUGACGACACAGCUCCGGUACUGUCCAACAGGAGCCGCUCUGGGAGGAAAGCCACAAGAAAGACAGACAGAGUUCGGGCUGACCAGAAGGAUGUUUUCGGUUUGACUGAUGAAGAAUUGAAGGUGCAGCUUCUAAAAUAUGGGGUCAACUCCGGGCCGAUUGUUGCAUCUACGCGUAACGUGUACGAGAAGAAACUUCAGCAGCUCCAGGAACAGCCUCCAGUGGAGACCACACUACUCGAACCUGAGACCACCAUCCCAGAGACCGUCACCAUCAAGCCAGAUGGAAACCAGAACGGAAACACACAUUCAGCAGAAGAUCAGUACAGCGACAAAGAAGAAGAAGUUGAAUCAAUCCCAGAACCUCCCAUAGCAACUAAGCCGGUCCGGAGCAGAGGUAAAACUCCAGUCACCACCAGGACCAGCAGCAGACAGCGCACCAAACAGGUGGACGAAACAGCAUCUGCUGAUGUUCAGGAAACAACUGUGGACGGAGAAGAUAUUUUAAAGAAUAUGUUCCCUAAUGAACCUGCCACGCCCACUGGAAUAAUGGUCACGUGUCGGAGACCGAUCCGCGGUGCGGCUGGACGUCCAGUGAAGCCGUUGAAUCUCUGGUCUGAGGAACCCCUCCUGCAGCAGCACGUUUACACAGCGACCAAAUCGUCCAUCACGGACAUUUGCGCUUCAGCACCUGCUGUGCAUCCUCGAUCCCGCUGCUCCUUCUCCUUCUGGUUGAAGCUCCUUGUGCUCCUUGCACUGGCUGCGUCACUGUACUACACCUUCCAGAAUGUCACGACCGACCAGAUCAGCGCCUGCCAGCUCUUCGUCCAGGACAGUGUCAUCACUCCCAUCGUCAAUUACAUUAGUUGGGAAAGCGAUGGUGUGAGCGGCGACGGCAAAUGAGCGCCGCCCGUCUGUCGAUUCGCGCUUCAGCAUGCAUCUACUGUCAGACUAAAUUUUCUAGUCUAGUUUCGCUGGUACUUUAAGAAGCAACGCAUCGUCAGGGUUUUGGGGGGUGGGGGUGUGUGUUAAUGCAGUUCGACUUAGCAGUCAUGUCUAUAUAGACUUGUCUUUUUAGUUACUGUAGUCUUUAAACUCGGUGUGCAUUGUGUUUCAAUCUUGCUUUCGGAUUUCACUGUUUUGUAGCAUACGAAACGACGUAGAGUGAUGUAGUGUUUUAUGAUUGAUAAUAGUAAAUCUUUUGCUACAGUACACCAGCAAAACAAAACGAGUUUUUUUAUUUCUAAAUCUUUUAGUAAAGUGCCAACAUAUGGCCCACACGAGCACAAUUUAGUUUCAAACACAUCAAGGUUGGAAUGGAAAAAACUGAAGCUGAAUGUUUGAAAAAAAAUUCAACAUUUUUUCCUAAAUGAAUAUGGCAUCUUUUAUUUCAGAACGGCUGAAGUUGACAUUUUAGAGUUGCUAAUGAGACCAAAAAUUAUUUUUUUUUUUUUUUUUUUUUUUUUUUUAAAGCGCUCUAAUAUAGUAGGGUGAAUCUAACGAAGACAUGUCUGAAAAAUAUUUCACCCCAAGAUCAAAAAUUUAAUUUGUUUUAAAUGGGGCCAUUUAGUAUUUAUUUUUUUAUUUAUUUAUUUUUUUUUGGACUAAAUUUUCAUGAUGAUUAAGUACUUUCUUCCCAAGAUUUUUACUACUGUAAUGCAAUUAUUAAAUCUCGUACAAAAUGCGGUAAUAAAAAUCAUCCUGACUGGACUCAAUUUUUCUUGAUAAAUAUUAUCAUCAUCUUAAAUGUAAUUCAGUAGAACAAAUACUACCUUGACAUAUACUUACAACUGUUUAUUAUAAAUGGUUUUUUUUUUUACUAUUUAAAUAAUUUGUAAUUAUUUUAAUGCUUUACAGGUAUAACAAUGAGAUUUUUUUUAUUUUUUUUGGAUUUUCCCCCUUUUCUCCCAAUUUGGGAUUCCCAGUGUGCUUUUAAGUCCUCGUGGUCGCGUAGUGAUUCGCCUCAGUCCGGGUGGCGGAGGACGAAUCCCAGUUGCCUCUGCGUCUGAGACCAUCAACCCACGCAUCUUAUCACAUGGCUUGUUGAGCGCGUUGCCACGGAGACAUAGCGCGUGUGGAGGCUUCACGCCAUCCACCGCGGCAACCACGCUCAAUUCACCAGGCGCCCCACCGAGAAAGAACCACAUUAUAGCGACCACGAGGAGGUUACCCCAUGUGACUGUACCCUCCCUAGCAACCGGGCCCAUUUGGUUGCUUAGGUGACCUGGCUGGAGUCACUCAGCACGCCCUGGGAUUCGAACUAGCGAACUCCAGGGGUGGUAGCCAGCGUCUUUACUGCUGAGCUACCCAGGCCCACUAACAAUGAGAUUUUGCACAUUAUUAUAAUAAUUGUGGUGGGAUAAGUGCGUAAUUUUUAUGAAAAUAAUGUCACAAUGCAAAAUUCUUAAUGGUACGGAAAAUUUGACUUAUUUCAAGUCAAAUAUAACUUUUUAUUUUUUUUAUUUCGAUUUUAGGGUUUAAAUAUACCACGAGCACUCUGUAGCAUUUGUUUAAAUGAUCUGUAGCAUUGAAAUGUUCAAACUACUUUACCACCAGAUCUGAUAAUGUUUGGUUUUAGUACUAGGCAUAAAGAUAUUUAUUUUUAUCUAGAGCUUGAACAAAACUGUUAUUUUAUUCGCCUGAAAGUCUAAUGUAGUAAAUGAAGCUUUAGCUCUGGUGAAAGACAGCCUGUUUUUUUAUUUUUUUUAUAGAUAAUGAUGACUCAGUAAAUGUGUUUGUGAUGUUAUCAUAAUGUGAUGUGGCAUUAUAGCAAGGGCAGGGCCAGAAGGGUGACGGGGUGGCCACCCUAAAAAUGAGCUUUGCCACCCCAACUCCGACUCGGAGACUUAACCUGUCUGUGUCGCGCAUGGUCCAUAACAAUGUUACCCCCCCUCGUUACUCGACCUUGCAACCCCUUUGCCACCCCUGGCAAAAAAGUCCUGGGCACGCCCCUGCAUUAUGGGCGAUAACAUUUUUAAGACCCAUAAUGAAAAUACUACCCAUUGACCUUUUCCUAUUAUUGUCUGUAAUUAAUCUGUCUGUGAUUGCUCAAACAGUGGCACUCAUCUGACUAAACUAUGAAUUAUUUUCUUUGCUGUGAUUUUUUUUAUUUUUAUGAAAUAUUUUUCCAUAUAUAUUUGCUAACUAUGGAGUAUCUGUCUUCAUUUCAUGCAGAGAAAUACAUUUGCGUUCAUUUUCCAACUCACAUGGGUUUGUUUUUAUAUUUUACUGUCAGUUAAAAUACUUUAUAACUGCAAUAUUUUUCUAAUGUCUUCUCAAAAAUUUAAAACAUUUAUUUUAAAACAAAGUGGGUUACUUUUAAAUGUACAUAACCUACAGUAAAUCCACUACUAAUAUUUUAGUUUUUGUGGGCCAUGUCUUAAGGUAGUGAAUGGCAUAAAAUGAGUCAAAUUUGCACUUUGUAUUUUUUAGGCAGCUAACUGUGGAAAAUUGGUUAUUUGGAAUAAGUUGAUUAUUCACUGUUGAUUCAGUACAAUACUUGUGUGAAAUAAAAGAAAAUUGAAA